Messenger RNA from Williopsis jadinii, 2132 nucleotides. RefSeq lists its product as uncharacterized. The coding region runs from base 412 to 1998 and encodes 528 amino acids. The record is from RefSeq and is a predicted model, not a curated record. The transcript has a single exon. NCBI's taxonomy places the organism in Eukaryota, Fungi, Ascomycota, Saccharomycetes, Phaffomycetales, Wickerhamomycetaceae.
AAAGCUGUAAAGCUGUAAAGAACCAAAAACGCAAAAAAAAAAUCCUAAAAAAAAAUCAACCAGUUGCCCUGCCCACAAACAUUUCAUCGUUACAACUAUUGCCCCUUGUUUUCUGGUUCACACUCAGCAAAGGGAACCGUCACUCUUCAUCAAGGUGCCAUAGCAGAGAGAAGCGGAAGAAAAAGUUAACCUCACGAUCGUUUAUCAAACAGCUUGUUGUGUUUUUUUCGUCUGGACUUAACGCGUUUGACACUUGUGUUUUUUUGCCAGGGUUUUCAGCUUUUUGUUUCUUUUUUGUUUACUUGUGUGUUUCACCUGUUUCAUUAUUUACGGUGGUGCUACCGUUAUUGGAAGGUCCACAGAGCACACACUUUACCACACACAUAGAGAAGGAACACAGUUGUACGCGAUAUGUCUCACCGUAACAGUACCUCUGUUUCAACGGGUGCUUUUGGUUCCACCGUGACCACGUCUGUCGACUGGGGAGAGCUGGAGAGCUCGUUGACAUCAUCAACAUCCUUCCUGUCGUCAUCCACUUUCUACUCCAGUAAUAAUGAGAGUGUGAUAUCAACCACUUCAGAGUAUGGUUUUGCUGAAGCGGUAGGGUCGACAACGCCAGAGAGCCAGAUAUCGUCAUCCAUCGGCCAGUCAGCUGCACAGUCAACGGGUUCAAUCAGUGAAGCUUUAAUGUCAAGUUCCAGUGCAGGUGUAAGUUCUUCAGUUCUAUCCAGCUCAUCGCCGUCGAUUUCGUGGUCCUCGCUGAAUAUGAGCUUCAACUCCACGUACGGUUCCCAUUUGACUGGCUUUGCAGCUUCAACCGCAACUGGAACUUCCGCGUUAGAGUCUAGUUCGAGCCACAGCUCAAGUUCAAGGACAAGCCAGACUACAAGAACUGGAGGGAGAACUACUCGCAGUUUAUCGUCUUCAUCCUCAUCGGUCUCAUCUUCAGACGAGCCUUCCCCAGACAUGACCACUUCUUCCACCAUCUCACCUACGGAGGAAACAUCAACAACCAUUUACUAUUCACAAGAGUACUACAUCACAGAUUCAGAAACGACAUUCACAACGUUUAUACCCACAAUGACAGUCGUUGAUGCAACGUCUACACCUACACAGACCAAAGCCACGAUAACCACAGACCUCGCAUUCUUGGAGAAUGCUAAUCUAUACAGUGCUAGCCACUCAAACUCUUCAACUGAUAGUACGAACCGAGGAGGUAUUAUUGGAGGUGCCAUUGGCGGUGUUGCUGGAUUCAUCAUCGCCAUUGUUCUGCUGUGGUUAUGGCGUCGCCAUAAUACCCGCAAACGGGGAGAGAAGAAGGGAUUUUCUCACUCGAUAACCUCUACAAGACGGUAUGACGAAGAGAUGUUCAAAGAAAAGAAUGACUCAGGAGACAACUCCAAGCUUUCGAUGAGCGGGUUAUUCUCCUGGCUAAAGAGAACUCACUCGAACACUUCGACUCACUCGUCAGUAUCAACAAACCCCUCUUCAGCUGGAUUGGACGGUCUAAGAUCAUCAAUAUUACAAGAACAGGAACUCCAACAGCUGAACCGUUAUGCACAGCCAUACGGACAACUAUCUUCACAGCAGAGAGAAAGAGUUCAAGGAUAUGAAACCAUGAGAAGAAUUCAUACAGUUGAGGAAGAUGAGGAGUCACCAGUGGAAUCACCAGUUGCCUAUAGCAAGAAACAUUCACAGACUUACAAGUCAUCAAGAUUACAAAACCCAAGGUUGUUAAUCCAACAGCAGGAGAAUCCAUUUGAAGAGACGAGGAGAAGACCACCACCACCACCUCCUCCUCCAGCAGCCAGAAAAUCUACUGCUACAAUGGCGAUGCUUGACCACCAUCGUUCUGGAAGUGCAAGUCGACAUUCAAGUGCAUCACAGGAUUCGAGCGUACUGAGUGAUUCAGGAGACAGCGAUGACAGUUUACUUGCAGAGAACGAUGGAAACGCAGGUUCUAGUGCACAGAGAGGAUUCUUUGUAGAGAUUGUUUAAAUUACAAGAUACGUUUGAAACAAAAGACACAUUGUUUCAACCUUCUCCAAGUUUGUCAACCUAGAAUUUACCAUAACAUUUCCACCUGUACCAUAUCCUAUAUCCCCUAUGAAGUUACUGGGAAACACACACUG